This is a messenger RNA of Lepus europaeus (European hare), 1602 nucleotides long. Its product is annotated as GATOR1 complex protein NPRL2-like. Gene Ontology annotation, cellular component: GATOR1 complex; vacuolar membrane. The record is from RefSeq and is a predicted model, not a curated record. Lineage: Eukaryota; Metazoa; Chordata; Mammalia; Lagomorpha; Leporidae. Gene Ontology annotation, biological process: positive regulation of autophagy; cellular response to amino acid starvation; negative regulation of TORC1 signaling. The transcript is spliced from 4 exons. The coding region runs from base 1 to 1557 and encodes 518 amino acids. Gene Ontology annotation, molecular function: GTPase activator activity.
AUGGGCAGUGUGGCCAUUGUGGAGGUGCACUUAGUAGAGCAGAACCAGGGAUCUUCAAGAUUGGAGACUGCUCAGAGAGGCAGCCUAGGCGCUGUUUCUCCAUUUCAGGUGCUGAGAAGCCUGCGGGGUUGGGAGCCCAGGGUUCCGGGUUACCGGAGGGGCUGGCCACAGUUGGUGCUGAGCUCACACUUCUCCCCAUCCACCAAGGUUUGCAAGGGGUUCUGGUCUCUACAGUUCCCGCCAGUUCUGAGCAUCAGGAGCGGCUGCUCUCAAGCAUCUUCAUCCUCCUUGGCAGCUUUGCGCAGCUUCCCAAGGGCCUUUGGUGAGAAGCAGCACCGAGAACCUGAUUUAAUCUCAUUUGCCAUUCUCAACAGCCGACGGAGGACAUCAACAUCCAUAGACACUCGCCCUUCUUACAUGGGAAGGGCCAAUGAAAAUGAGCCUGGGGAUACAAGUGUUAGAAGCCCAAGAUGUGCUGUCUACAGACUAAACCUUCAAGAAAUGAAAGCUGCAUUCUGUCCAAUGAUCAGUCCAGCAUUGGUUACGUAUUCUGGAUGGAGGAGGCAAAAGAACAAGCUCAUCACUGUCACAGCCAUGGAGAAGCUGAUUGGUUGCCCCGUGUGCAUUGAGCACAAGAAGUACAGUCGCAAUGCCCUCCUCUUCAACCUGGGCUUUGUGUGCGAUGCCCAGGCCAAGACCUGUGCCCUGGAGCCCAUCGUGAAAAAGCUGGCUGGCCACCUGACCACGCUUGAGUUGGAGAGCAGUUUUGUGUCCACCGAGGAGAGCAAGCAGAAGCUGGUUCCCAUCAUGACCAUCUUGCUGGAGGAGCUCAGUGCCUCUGGCCGGUGCACUCUGUCCAUUGAUGAGUCCAACACCAUCCACUUGAAGGUGAUUGAGCAGCGGCCGGACCCCCCUGUGGACCAGGAGUAUGACGUGCCUGUCUUUUCCAAAGACAAGGAAGACUUCUGUAACUCGCAGUGGGACCUCACCACACAACAGAUUCUGCCCUAUAUAGAUGGCUUCCGGCACGUCCAGAAGAUCUUGGCUGACGCGGACGUGGAGCUCAACCUGGUGCGCCUCGCCAUCCAGAACCUGCUGUACUAUGGCGUUGUGACACUGGUGUCCAUCCUGCAGUACUCCAAUGUGUACUGCCCGACGCCCAAGGUCCAGCACCUGGUAGAUGACAAGUCGCUGCAGGAGGCAUGUCUAUCCUAUGUGACCAAGCAAGGGCAAAAGAGGGCCAGCCUGCGGGAUGUGUUCCAGCUGUACUGCAGCCUGAGUCCUGGCACAACUGUGCGAGACCUCAUCGGCCGCCACCCCCAGCAGCUGCAGCAUGUCGAUGAACGGAAGCUGAUCCAGUUUGGGCUCAUGAAGAACCUCAUCUGGCGACUACAGAAGUAUCCUGUGCGAGUGUCUCGCGAUGAGCGAAGCCACCCUGUGUGGCUUUACAUGGGUUGCCAUAGCUACGACGAGAUCUGCUGCAAGACAAGCAUGAGUUACCAUGAGUUGGAUGAGCGGCUGGAAAAUGACCCCAACAUCAUCAUCUGCUGGAAGUGAGGCUGCUGGUGGCUGCGUGGGCACGGUGCUGAGCCCUGCCUGGCG